GAACGUGCUCCGCUUGCUUAGUCCGCGCGACGAGUUCUCAGCGCUGCCAGUGAGCUCGGCAGUAUCCCGGUGGGCCGGGUUGCGGUGCCGAAAUGCGCCCGCUGCUCGGCCUCCUUCUGGUUUUCGCCGGCUGUACCUUCGCUCUGUACUUGUUGUCGACGCAGCUGCCCCGCGGGCGGAGACUGGGCUCCACUGAGGAGACGGGAGACAGGUCACUGUGGUUCCCCUCAGACCUGGCAGAGCUGCGGGAACUCUCUGAGGUCCUGCGGGAGUACCGGAAGGAGCACCAGGCCUAUGUGUUCCUGCUCUUCUGUAGUGCCUACCUCUACAAACAGGGCUUUGCCAUCCCUGGCUCCAGCUUCCUGAAUGUUUUAGCUGGUGCCUUGUUUGGGCCAUGGCUGGGGCUUCUGCUGUGCUGUGUAUUGACCUCAGUGGGUGCCACUUGCUGCUACCUGCUCUCCAGUAUUUUUGGCAAACAGCUGGUGGUCUCCUACUUUCCCGACAAAGUGGCCUUGCUGCAGAGGAAGGUGGAAGAAAACAAAAACAGCUUGUUUUUUUUCUUACUGUUUUUGAGACUUUUCCCCAUGACACCAAACUGGUUCUUGAACCUCUCGGCCCCGAUUCUGAACAUCCCCAUGGUGCAGUUCUUCUUCUCAGUUCUUAUCGGUAAGAUGCUGUGGGGUAAGCUUGAGUCUUCGUUCAUGUCAGGGGACUCCCUCAGUGACUAGCCAGGAGUGUGUGCCUGCCUCUGAGAACACAGGCGCACAAAGAGCAUAUUUAAGCGUUGUGACCUGAAGUAAUUAUUCUUGACUUCCAUU
Messenger RNA from Otolemur garnettii (small-eared galago), 818 nucleotides. RefSeq names its product transmembrane protein 41A (gene TMEM41A). The record is from RefSeq and is a predicted model, not a curated record. Bases 93 to 728 code for a protein of 211 amino acids. Lineage: Eukaryota; Metazoa; Chordata; Mammalia; Primates; Galagidae. The transcript is spliced from 4 exons.